AUGGGUUCCACGUCGGAAAAGAGCGCCGGUGACCGGGAGGAGUCCCCCCUGCGCAUAAACAGCAGCGGACCGGGCACCUGCGACGACGACAAGGUGGACGAGGUUGAGCUGCAGGAUCUCGACCGCAAGAGGGAGGAGGCCGGCGGCGGUAGGCGUCAGUUCCCACGCCUGGGACUCGAUGCCCUCGUGCACGAGUCCCGGCCUUCUGGGGAACCAAAUGAGGACGGGACGUACCAGUUCUACAAGGUGUACAAGAGACGUUGGUUUGGUCUUGUGCAGCUGACUCUGCUGAACAUAGUCGUCAGUUGGGAGUGGUUAACCUUCUCUCCUGUGGCCACCAUUGCCGCCGAGUUCUUUAACACUGACGAGUCUGCCAUCAACUGGAUUUCCACGGCCUUCCUGUUCGCCUUCGUCGUGGUUGUCCCCCUCGUCAUCUACGUGCUCCAUUGGGGCCCCAAGCCCUCCAUCGUGGCCGCCUCGGUCCUCAUGCUGGCUGGCAGCUGGAUCCGUUAUGGCGGCGUUCUGGCCCACCCUCACAACUUUGGUGUCGUUAUGUUUGGCCAGAUCCUCAUCGGUUUCUCCCAGCCUUUUGUGCUCGCAGCCCCGACCCGCUACUCGGACCUUUGGCUCACCAGCCGUGGCCGCGUCGCUGCCACCGCCCUCAUGAGCCUGGCGAACCCCUUUGGUGCCGCCCUGGGUCAACUCAUCAUCCCCUUUUGGGUGUAUUCGCCCAGUGAUAUCCCGAAUGCCGUCCUGUACCUGGCUAUCAUCGCCACUGUCGCCUGCGUGCCUUCGUUCUUUAUCCCUGCGAAACCACCGACGCCGCCCUCUGCCUCGGGCGAGACGGUCAAGCUUGACCUCCACGUGUCGGUCCCGAGGAUGCUCGGGUCCCUUGAGGUCUGGCUGAUCUUCAUCCCCUUUGUCGUCUACGUCGGCUUCUUCAACAGCAUCUCCACCAUCCUCAACCAGGUCAUGGUGCCCUACGGCUUCACCGACACCGACGCUGGUAUCGCCGGUGCCGUGCUCAUCGUCGUCGGCCUCGUCUCCGCCGCAAUCACCUCCCCGAUCCUCGACCGUACUAAGGCCUUCCUGCUCGCUAUUAAGAUCGCCGUCCCCGUCAUCGGCCUCUGCUACCUCGCCUUCGUCUGGAUGCCUGGAACCCGCUCCGACGCUGGUCCCUACAUUGUCCUCGCCAUCCUCGGCGCUGCCUCCUUCAGCCUCGUCCCCGUCGCAAUGGAGUACCUCGUCGAGCUGACCCACCCCGUCAGUCCCGAGGUCACGAGCACCGUUGCCUGGGCUGGCGGGCAGCUGCUGGGCGCCCUCUUCAUCAUCAUCUCCAACGCCCUCCGGGCCGGUCCCGACGCCGAUCCCCCAAAUAAUAUGAACAAGGCUAUGAUCUUUCAGGCCAUCAUCGCCAUGGUGGCCUUCCCUGUCCCGCUAUUUCUGGGCCUCUUUGGCAGACGCGACAAGGUCGUCCUGCGGAGGAUCCUGUCAGACCAGGAAGAGGGGCCGCAUGGGGCACCGGCUCCUCAAGAGUAGAGGCAUCGCAUAGCCAAUCUCACGGAGAAUUUACCAUGAGUGUGUAUCAAAGAGAACACACGUAGAUGGAUCGAUGGAGGGGAUCAGAGGAAGACGGGGGCCGGGGGUGGGCGGCUUAGGCAGGACAUGCGAAGGUCUGGUUUUCUCAACAUUUCUAUCUUGACAUAUCACUGGCUAGGGGUGUAAUAUACAGCCUUGUAGCCCAGGAACAUUAUGACCAUUAUACGACAAGCGCUACGCUAGAUACCCUGAUUAUAUGACGUCUUUGUCUAUACAUUAAUUUAUAAGAGUCGGAAGUG
Messenger RNA from Cryphonectria parasitica EP155, 1838 nucleotides. Its product is annotated as MFS general substrate transporter. Gene Ontology annotation, biological process: transmembrane transport. Bases 1 to 1539 code for a protein of 512 amino acids. The transcript has 3 exons. Gene Ontology annotation, molecular function: transmembrane transporter activity. Gene Ontology annotation, cellular component: membrane. NCBI's taxonomy places the organism in Eukaryota, Fungi, Ascomycota, Sordariomycetes, Diaporthales, Cryphonectriaceae. The record is from RefSeq and is a predicted model, not a curated record.